Molecule: messenger RNA, 3196 nt
Organism: Falco peregrinus (peregrine falcon)
Lineage: Eukaryota; Metazoa; Chordata; Aves; Falconiformes; Falconidae
Product: NADPH--cytochrome P450 reductase
Exons: 15
Coding region: 156-2318 (720 amino acids)
Biological process (GO): response to hormone
Cellular component (GO): cytosol
Molecular function (GO): flavin adenine dinucleotide binding; NADPH-hemoprotein reductase activity; FMN binding
Source: RefSeq, a predicted model, not a curated record
CCAUAAAAGCAGAGAGCCCUCGGCAGGGCUGUCUGCAGCUGAAGUGGAGAGCCUUGACCUUCAGAGGCAUCACUUUUUUUCUUCAGUAUGCUCUUCGCAGCUCUGCCUUGACUUGCCAAACUGUCCUGAACUGCUUUAUCGGAUGGUGUUGGGUGAUGAUUUCUGUUGUGUCACUUUGGCCCCCAACUUCAGCCUUGGAAGACUGGAGGGGGGAAAUGCUGAACAGCAAUUCAGACAUCACGAUGGCUGCUGCUUUAAUGGGUUUGCUUGCAACGUGGCAGAGUGCAAGCAGCGUCGCUGACCUGAAUGCAGCGUCCAGCACCUUGGUGACCCUCCUGGGGUUUUUGGGAGCUGCUGCUGAGCAGCACAUCUUGAUCAAACCACAUCGGCACAGCAGGGUCUGCAAAGGAAAUGCUGCUGCUGCAGCUGCCCGUGGUUGUGGAAGAACAGUUGCAUGGUCCAGAGCAGCUCCAGUGAGAGACAGCAGCUUCAUUGAGAAGAUGAAGAAGACGGGGCGAAACAUAGUGGUUUUCUACGGUUCCCAGACAGGUACAGCAGAGGAGUUUGCCAAUCGUCUCGCCAAAGAUGCUCAUCGCUAUGGCCUCAGGGGCAUGGCAGCGGAUCCAGAGGAGUAUGACUUGUCGGACCUGAGUCGCCUCUCUGAGAUCGACAAGUCCUUAGCUGUGUUCUGCAUGGCCACUUACGGCGAGGGUGACCCCACAGACAACGCCCAAGACUUCUAUGACUGGCUGCAGGAGGCUGAUGCUGACCUGUCAGGUCUCCGAUUUGCAGUCUUCGGGCUGGGGAACAAGACUUAUGAGCACUUCAAUGCCAUGGGGAAGUAUGUGGACAAGAGGCUGGAGGAACUUGGAGCCCAGCGCAUCUUUGAACUCGGGCUGGGAGAUGACGAUGGCAACCUGGAAGAAGACUUCAUCACCUGGAGGGAGCAGUUCUGGCCAGCAGUGUGUGAGCACUUCGGGGUGGAGGCUACAGGAGAAGAGUCCAGCAUCCGCCAGUAUGAGCUGGUGGUGCACACCGAUGUUAACAUGAACAAAGUCUACACCGGUGAGAUGGGCCGCCUCAAGAGCUAUGAGAACCAGAAGCCACCAUUUGAUGCCAAGAACCCCUUCCUGGCCCAGGUUACAGAGAACCGCAAGCUGAAUGAGGGUGGAGAGCGACACCUUAUGCACCUGGAGCUGGAUAUCUCCAAUUCCAAAAUCAGGUAUGAGUCUGGGGACCAUGUGGCAGUGUACCCAGCCAACGACUCUUCUCUGGUGAAUCAGAUCGGUGAGAUCCUGGGCACGGAUCUGGACACGAUCAUGUCCCUGAACAAUUUGGAUGAGGAAUCCAAUAAGAAACAUCCCUUCCCCUGCCCCACGUCCUACCGUACAGCCCUGAUGUACUACCUGGACAUCACCAACCCGCCCCGCACCAACGUCCUCUACGAGCUGGCACAGUACGCCACGGACGCUGGCGAGCAGGAGCGCCUCCGCAAAAUGGCAUCGUCUGCUGCCGAGGGGAAGGCUCUCUACCUCAGCUGGGUGGUGGAGGCCCGGAGGAACAUCCUUGCCAUCCUGCAGGACAUGCCCUCGCUGCGCCCCCCCAUUGAUCACUUGUGUGAGCUCCUGCCCCGCCUGCAGGCCCGCUACUACUCCAUUGCCUCCUCGUCCAAGGUUCACCCCAACGCCAUCCACAUCUGUGCCGUGACGGUGGAGUACGAGACCAAGACGGGACGCUUGAACAAAGGGGUGGCCACCAACUGGCUCAAGAACAAGGUGCCCAACGAGAAUGGGAGCAACUCCCUGGUGCCCAUGUACGUCAGGAAGUCACAGUUCCGCCUGCCCUUCAAACCCAGCACGCCCGUCAUCAUGAUCGGACCGGGAACUGGCAUAGCCCCCUUCAUCGGCUUCAUUCAGGAGCGGGCCUGGCUGAAGCAGCAAGGCAAAGAGGUGGGCGAGACGGUGCUUUACUACGGCUGCCGCCGUGAGCGGGAGGACUACCUGUACCGCGAGGAGCUGGCCCGCUUCCAUCAGGAGGGAAUCCUCACCCAACUCAACGUGGCCUUUUCCAGGGACCAGGCUGAGAAGGUUUAUGUUCAGCACUUACUGAAGAAGAACAAGGAAAACAUCUGGAAGCUGAUUAAUGAGGGGAAUGCUCAUAUCUACGUGUGCGGCGAUGCUCGCAACAUGGCCCGGGAUGUGCAGAACACCUUCUAUGAGAUCGUGGCCGAGUUCGGGAACAUGGGCCAGCCCCAGGCCGUGGACUAUGUAAAGAAACUGAUGACGAAGGGCCGGUACUCUCUGGAUGUCUGGAGCUAAGAGCGGGGUUGGUGGGGCCGGGGAUAGAACAGGUCCCCAGGUGUGGGCCCACAGGAGGUGCAAAGUGCCUGCUGACCCACUGCUGCUGUGGGUGACAGCGUUGGCUGCAGCCCACAGCUACCCCAGUGUCACUCCCAACCCCUCCGGGCCCACAGCAGCCCCUCGGGGCAGGCUGUGUACCCCGGGGGUGGCAGGGGUUGAGAGGGGCAGGGGGGUAGCUCAGGCUGCUGUCCAGGAGCCGUGGUCCCCCCGGCACCCCAGGGAGCACCUCACAGCACCAGCGUUCGUCUUGAGGUGAGGGACAUGGCUGACGUGGGGCAGGAGGGACGGGCGGUGCAGGGGGAGUUCUGGGGUCCUUCCCUGAACGUGAGGUGUUGCCUUAUCCCCUGGGGCUGGAGACCACCCUGGGGAGGACAGAGGUGGAGGAGCUUGCAGCCCCCUGCGCUGUGGGUUUGGUGUGAGGGCAUGGCCUGGGGCGGCGAUCUGCCCUCGCCCCCCUCCCACCCUCUCGGGCCAGCUUUGGGCACAGAGACCCCACAGGUCCCUGCUCCUUACCCCUGCUCCCCCCUCCCCUCCAGCACACAGCGGGGAGGGGGGUGCUCCUCUCCCCUCUGGAAGAGACAUGCUUUUUUUUUGGGGGGGGGGGGGGGGAGGGGCUGCUUCCUUCCUGGGGUCCAGCAACUCCCCUGUGCUCAGCCCCUCCCUCAUGCUGUGUAUGGUCAUUUUUUAGAUACUGUCUUUAUUUUAACAUCUUUGUGAUUUAAAUCAUGGGGAAAAAAAGAAAAAAAAAAACCCAACCAAAACCAACUUUCAGGCUGUCCAAUGACUGUAAAUUAUUUAAAUACAUUUGCCCUUGGAAUAAAAAUACUGUUUCUGUA